UAUCAGACCGCUCAGUCUCCCUUCCCCCUUCCUUCUCCUAUUGAACUACCACCCGAAGCUCUUUAACUACGUUGCGAAUGUCAUCAAGACAUGAGCUUCACCACCACGUAUGAGCCCAUGGGUGGGUCCCUCAUGGUCGUCGCGAAGAACUCCGUACCCUCUUUACCCGUGGAGAUCUGCGAGAAUGUCAUCGAGCAGCUAGCAAGUGAACCGGACGUGGAAGACAUCCGGAAGCGCAGAGCCCUCCUCGCCUGCGCGCUCGUGUGCAAAGCGUUCUACACCAUGAGCCGAGCGGUCUUCUGCAGGCAUCUCGCUAUCAUGAGGUGGGAUCUGCUUCAGGGCUUUGUAAAGCUCCUGGAGUCGAACCCGACCCUUCUACCCCUCGUAGAGUCCGUGUACCUGUCCGGUCGCGCGACUCGAGACGAGUUGAGACCUCCUCGGGCGAGCGGUCCCUUGGCGGCUUUUCCACUCAUCUUCGCAAGGAAGCUGCCACGACUGCGCAAACUCCACAUAUGCUGCAUGAACCCCUCGUGGUUCUACACUGUCAAGCCAGAGCUGUUCUACUCCGCUCUGGGACAGUUUACGUCUGUGACGACCCUCUACAUGCGGGACGUCACCUUCAGCUCUGCGAAUCACUUCGCGAAGUUUCUUGACUCGUUGCCAAACCUCGAGUGGUUAACGUGCUCCCACUUGCGGUGGGUCCGGCAUGAUCAAGAACCCAUCCACCCACACAGGGUCAUUGCCAAACCCGUCAGAGUGUCCCUGAAGACUUCACUGAUGUCGCUUGAGGAUACGCAAACGCUCAUCGAGUUCUUCGCGAACCCAGACCUCGAUCGGGCGGCUGGGAUCGAUGCGCUGUCCAUCGGGCGGAUGGAGCUGCGCAACCUACAGCAUCUUGGAGUUAAGCAGCUUCUACAUGCCACCGGUCUCUCUCUCCGAUACCUCAAAUUGUGUCUGGGGACCGUGGUAGACACAGAGGAGAACGCUGAUGACUUCGCUGGUGCCGCUGCAUUCAUGAGCCUUAAGGACAACCGCAAUCUUCAAAUAUUCACGUUGAAGAUCCAUGCGUUCUACAAGGAUACAUAUCAUUGCAGCUGGCUCGCGCCGCUGUUGUCCGAGUGCUCCGACCAGCUCCGCGAAGCCAACAUCCACAUGAAGAUCGGUGCCUCCACCGACAUCCUCACCGCCUUCCUCGUAGGCAUCAACAGCAAACAAUGCACGGACAUCGACGACAUCCUCACGCAGCCGCAUAUGAGCAGGCUCAAGCAUGUGGCGUGGCACAUCUUCGACUACACCGGCCAUCCCGUUCACGAGGAAUUGUUGCACGACAAGUUCGUGGCACUAUUCCCCAAGCUACACAGUCGAGGUCUCCUUCGCUUCCGGUUAUAUUCGGUACGCCGGGAAGCAGACGAAUUCGUCGAUUCGGACGUAGACGAGAAUGGACACGACGUGGAUGAAGAUUCGUAGUUUCUUAGCCUCUGCUCAACGCUUUCACAACGGGAGCUGCGACCGCGGAAACAUAUACCCCUCUUGUAUUACUAACUGAAGUACUCAUGCAUACUGUUACUUACCCGAUUCCCGACUUAAGACCUAAUCGCCCACACACGAAUGCACCGGUAGUUUUUACAAUACCUCUAUGAUCACAUCUAUUGUAUGUCUUGCAAGCAUGUGUUUGUUGUAUUGAGUGUAUUCAAGUGCAAUAUACGAAUGUAAUCCUGUCUAGUACGACA
Messenger RNA from Rhodofomes roseus, 1730 nucleotides. RefSeq lists its product as uncharacterized. Lineage: Eukaryota; Fungi; Basidiomycota; Agaricomycetes; Polyporales; Fomitopsidaceae. The record is from RefSeq and is a predicted model, not a curated record. Bases 91 to 1467 code for a protein of 458 amino acids. The transcript has 4 exons.